Messenger RNA from Abrus precatorius (Indian licorice), 6525 nucleotides. RefSeq lists its product as uncharacterized. The transcript is spliced from 10 exons. Lineage: Eukaryota; Viridiplantae; Streptophyta; Magnoliopsida; Fabales; Fabaceae. Bases 447 to 5720 code for a protein of 1757 amino acids. The record is from RefSeq and is a predicted model, not a curated record.
CCUCGGAUCCGAAGCACCGAGCUUCUCUCUCCGAACCUGGGCCUCUCUUGUUCGUUGAAAAUUUCACUCACUGUUUCGAUCACUCUUGUAUCUGUCCGAGCUCAAACGCUCCCCUUCCCUCCCCGCUGCAAACCCUAAAACGCUCGCGUUUCGAGGAGGAUCAGCUUCGUGCUUCAAUGGACCCUUCUCAAUGUCACUUUUACUGAGGAUGGCUCGGUCAAUACACAAUGAUAUAAAGUGAUUACAUGGACCUAUUGAUAAUUGGAUUUUUUGAAUAAUUUCAAGGGUUAAAUGGUAGUUGCUCAGAGGUGUGUUUUGGGAUAGCAUCAUGCUUAGAGAGACCUUUCUUCAUCGUCAUUCUAUGUAGUUUGUCAAAUAUUUUAGCUUUAUCUACUAAGCGUUCUUAUAAAUAGUUGUCUGCUGAAAAUUUGUGGGCUGGAUUAUCUAUGCCUGGAAACGAAGUAGGAGAUAGGGUCCAUAAUUUUUUUGGUCAAGAGAACUUGUCCCAGGGACAAUAUCAUUCUCAGGUGGUUGAUGGGAACUGGCCAGGACUUGGCAACAAUUUGUGGGCUGGUAACCAGAGACCAACUGGUGUGCCUUUUAUUUCCAAUCUGAAGAAUUUUAAUCAACAACAAUCAGAUUCAGAGCAGGGACAUGCUGGGUCUCCACAUUUGCGAUAUGGGUUGAACCUAUCUCAGAGUAGUUUGAGGCCUGAGUCUGGCAGAAAUCAGCUGCCAAAUCAACAAACAACUGUGAAUGGCUAUGUGCAGGGACAAGAAGUUUUCCAGACCAGGCAGAAUGAUGCUAACAUUUUGGGAGUGGAUACGGAAUCUGAUUGGCAUAACUUAUCAAGAGGAAUGCCGGUGCUAGAGUCACAAGGGAGUCUUGAACUUUAUAAGAAAAACUUGGCUAGGAAUGCUGCUGCUGAAUCUCCUGUCAAUUUUGAUUUUUUUGGAGGUCAACAGCAAAUAAGUGGUCGUCAUAGUGGAAUGCUUCAACCUUUACUUAGACAGCAGUCAGGAUUAAAUGAAAUGCAUCUAUUACAGCAGCAAGCAGUUCUUAACCAGAUGCAGGAACUUCAGAGGCAGCAACAAUUUCAUCAACUAGAAGCAAAGCAACAGAAUUCUAUGACUCCAACUCCAUCCAUUUCUAAACAGGCAGUUGCCAGCCAUUCUACACCUCUUGUCAGUGGCAUUCCUGUCAAUGAGGCAUCUAACCUUAUGUGGCAGCCUGAAGUUAUGCCAACCAAUGCUAAUUGGCUCCAGCGUGGUGUGUCUCCAGUUCUGCAUGGAUCUUCUAAUGGACUUAUGUUAUCCCCUGAACAAGGACAGGCAUUACGCCUGAUUGGUUUGGUUACGAAUCAGGGUGAUCAGUCUCUUUAUGGGGUUCCAAUUUCUGGUUCAAGAGGUACUCCUAACCUGUAUUCUCAUGUUCAAGCAGAUAAGGCUGCAGUGCCUCAGAUUUCUAUCCCACAUCAGUAUUCUCAUGUUCAUGGGGACAAACCUGUGCUACAACACGUAUCAUCCGGUGAUACUUCACUUUCUGCUCAUCAAUAUACUGCAUUUUCAGACCAAAUUAACACAAAUGAUGGGACUCCAGUUUCAAGGCAGGAUAUUCAAGGAAAAAGUAUGUUUGGUUCUUCUGCUCAUGGUGUAAACAGUGGAAUGAAUAUGGAGAACUUGCAGCACGUGAAUUCUGAGCAAAGAAUUGUUCCAUUGCAAGAUUUUCAUGGGAGGCAAGAACUAGCUGGAUCUUUAGAGAUGUCACAGGACAAGAUGCUGAUGCAGGCUCCUCCUUCACAGAAUAUGGCCACCCUAGAUCCCACCGAAGAGAAGAUUUUGUUUGGCUCAGAUGACAACCUGUGGGAUGGAUUUGGCAGGAAUAUAGGUGGUUUCAGUAUGCUGGAUGGUACUGAUAGUGUUGGUGGACUUCCAUCUGUUCAGAGUGGGAGUUGGAGUGCACUAGUGCAGUCUGCUGUUGCAGAAACUUCUAGUAGUGACAUGGGCAUACAGGAGGAGUGGACUGGUCUAAGUUUCCGGAAUAUGGGACGUUCGUCUGGAAAUGAGCAGCCUUCAACAACUGAUAGCAGCAAACAGCAAUCAGUUUGGACUGACAGUAGCUUGCAGUCAGCAUCUAAUAUAAAUUCAAGACCAUUUAUUCGGCCUGAUGAUGUUAGUAGGUUGAAUACUACUGAAAAUUAUUCUGGUAUUUCUGGAUUUCAUCAGUCAGGUCCUGAUACUAAACAUGAACAGCAUGACAGGUUACAGAACAAUUCUUGGAGGUCAAUUCCACAGUUUUUAGAUAGAGGCAAAUGGUUAGAUUGCAGUCCUCAGCAAAAACAACUUGUGGAAGGGGGUAAUAUGUAUGGAAAUGCUACUAACUCUUCAGGUUUAGAGAAAAAUCAACAGACCAUCUUAUCAUGUAAUAGUAGUAAUGAUCAUUUCAGUAAAUCUAAUGGAUGGGAUGUUAUGAAAUCACCCCCAUUUGAUCAGAGUUCUACUUUCAAAACCCAUGAACAUGAAAAUUCAUUGAAGUCCCAUAAUGAUAAAGUAGUCCAUGAAGAGAUGGGUCAGGUUCCUGCAAUGUGGGAGCCUGAUUCUAAUACUAAUUCAUCUAUUGGAAUGGAGCAUGUAAAGUCUGCAGGUAAUAUGCAGGUUUGUGAGGAAGAUUCUGGUAUGAAUGGUAUUGCUGCAUUAUCAAAUUCAAGCGCUGGAUGGGUCAGCAGGCAAAGUAGCAAGCAGCUCCCUAAUGUUGAUGUAUGGAGAGAUGCUGAGUUGGUAGGCAGCUAUAGAAGAAAUGAAAGUCCAGUGAGGUAUCAGCAGCAUAUGGAGAGAAACCCUUUAGUCUUGGAAUCAUCAAAGAAUGGAAAGUUAGAAGGCGAGACACAUGAUUUGGGGAACUCUAGCAAAACUGAAAAAUCAGCAGAUGGUCUUGGCUCUAAUCCUUCCCAUCCUAGAGCUGGUGGUAUGAGAGAAAAUACCAGUUUUGACAGUAAUGAUUUGCAUAGUCCAAAGUUAUCUGGGCAGGGAAAUAGAAGACCUCCAGUAACUCGUAAAUUUCAGUUUCACCCAAUGGGGGAUCUGGGUGCUGAAGUGGAAUCUUACGGAAACAAACACAUCAUAAAUUCACAGCCUAUGUCCCAUCAACCCUUUGGAGGACUUAAAGGUCAAAACCAAAGCUAUCCUGGACAGUCAAAGUAUAGCAAUUAUAAUGAUAUGAAUAAGAUUGACUCACAAAGCUUGGAUAAUAAUGCUUCAAAAAGCAUAUUUCCUGGUCAUGUGUCAAAAAUGUUAACCUCGAUGGAUAGAAGUGUUGGGAAUUAUGCCUCACAGAAGACUGCUUCACCCAGGGUGCCUGAAACUGAAUCUUCUGAUGGAUGUGCUGUACAUCCUCAGCAGAAUCACAGUUCUUUGUCUCAGGGAUUUAGUUUACAAUUGGCUCCUCCUACUCAACGGUUUCCUCUGGUAUCUUCUCAUGGCUCAUCAGAGACAGAUCAUACUAGUACUACAUUGCAGGUGUCUGAGACAAGGGAUAAGGGCCAGACCUGGUUGGGUACUGAUCUGGCUUUUCCUUCUCAAGAGUUGUCUCAUGGGGAACUUAGGAAUAAUAUUUCUAGUCCCAAUGGACAAAUAUAUGAUAAGGCCUCACAAUACAGUGUGCAGGGAAUCAUUCCACAGGGUUUUACACCUGGUUUUCCUUUCUCCAGGAUCCAUACUCAGAAUCCGAAUUUGGCAAAUCUUGGUGGACAAAUAGCAAAUACUCAAUCUGCUAAUGCAACUUUCACUGCUUCCUUGAAUCAGACAGAUGAGUAUUGUGAAGGAGCUCAAACUGGUGAAUCUGACUUGGCUUCUGCUCAGCACAUGUCCCAGCUGAAUGGUAUAGACCAAAAUCGUCUGGGAGAUCCUGCCAUCCAAAAUUUUGCAGCAGAGGCUGUCACUCCUUCAAAAGUUAUACACAAUGUAUGGACCAGUGUUUCUAGCAAGCAACAUCCUAAUUCUUCAAGUUCAAAGUUUAUAUCCCUGCCCCAACAAAUUAAUGAUUGUGAAAUGGCAACUGGCUCACAGAAGCCACGUGAUGAGAGUUCGGAGAAAGAUGGUAUUGAUCUUUCUAGUAUUGGUCCUUGUUCUGCAUACUCCAAUAGUUCUGUAGGAAAUUUGCUUAAAGAAAGCUCGAUGCAGCAGACAUUGCCUGAGAGUGUUGUUACUGCUGAAGCUGCAGGUGCAUUACACCUGAAGGAACCUGUUGGGAAAUGUGUGUCUGAUACAUCUCAACUGAGCUCAGCUACUAACUCCAGAGAUAUUGAAGCUUUUGGCCGGUCUUUAAGACCAAACAUUGUUUUGAAUAGUAAUUUCUCCUUGUUGGAUCAAGUUCAAUCCAUGAGAAAUGUGGAGACUGAUCCCAGUAAUCGGGAUGUCAAGAGAUUGAAAGUUUCUGAUAAUGUGGUGGAUGAACAGCUGGUGGAUUGCAACCAUGGUCAACAGUUGUCAUAUGGAUAUGAUAAUACGGUCAAAGAUGGGUCUGGUAAUAAUUCCAUGCCAUCACCAGAUCCUAGCAUGCCAAACUUUUCAACAAAGCUACAUAAUGGACAGGAACAGAACACCAAUGCAUCUUCUCAGGAGGUGGUUGGUUAUGGUCAGAAAAAUGCUGUUAAUGUUGCUGACAGUAAUAAAACUGUUUCUAUUAAAAGUGAUCAUUCUCUGGUAAAUCCUCAGAUGGCACCAUCAUGGUUUGAGCGAUAUGGAUCUUUUAAAAAUGGUAAGAUGUUGCCAAUGUAUGAUAUACGGAAGAUGAAUGUUUCUAAGAUUAUGGACCAGCCUUUCAUUUUACCAAACCAGUCAGAUAGUGUGCGUUUUCAUAAUUCUACAGAGCAACUUAAUGGUGUCAGUGAAGCUCAACUAAGUAAUGCUAGGCAAAGUCCAAUGCCUGCUUCAGUUGCAAGUGAGCAUGUAGAUUCUCAAUUUUUGACUCCUGCUGUUGAACCUGACUUGCCUAUUAUGAGAGCAAAGAAACGUAAAAGUGCCACAUCUGAACUCCUACCGUGGCAUAAAGAGCUGUUACAGGGUUCUGGAAGGCUUCGAGAUAUCAGUGCGGCAGAAUUAGACUGGGCCCAAAGUGCAAAUAGAUUGAUUGAAAAGGUUGAAGACAAUGCAGACGUAGUUGAAGAUUUGUCAUCAGUGUUGAAGUCAAAAAGAAGACUUGUAGUGACUACACAGCUUAUGCAGCAACUACUUGGCCCUCCUCCAGCAUCAGUUCUCGUUGCAGAUGUGAAGUUGCAUCAUGACAGUGUGGUCUACUCUGUUGCCAGAUUAGCAUUAGGAGAAGCUUGCAGUUCAAUCUCAUGGUCUGGAUGUGGUACACUUUUGCCUCCUGGCAGCAAAAACCUACUGCCUGAGACGUGUAAAUCAUCCAAUAAAAUUGAUCAUUACUUAUUGAAAGUUAUGGACUUUGUUGGUAGAGCAAGGAAACUGGAAGAUGAUAUAUUGAGAUUGGAGAGUAAAGCCUCAGUUUUGGACUUGAGAGUGGAAUAUCAGGAUUUAGAAAGAUUUUCUGUCAUCAAUCGAUUUGCCAAGUUCCAUGGACGGGGACAAAAUGAUGGGGCAGAGACCUCAUCAUCCUCUGAUGCAAAUACAAAUGCUCAGAAACCAGUCCCAAUGAAAUAUGUUACUGCAGUUCCAUUGCCUAGGAAUCUUCCAGACAGGGUACAAUGUCUUUCACUUUGAUAAUUAUUUAAUUCAUUUUUCUAUCUUUUUUGGUCAAUCGACUCCUGCAACCUCCUGUUUCUGGUCCUUUUCUUUCAACUUCUAUUAUUGCACUUCAUCGCCAUAGAGCCUUACAACUGGCAAUGUAGGAGAAGAAUGGUACUAGAUUGCCUCCUCAACCACUGGAGGCUGUAGAUCUUUGCAAUAUAUAUGUGUAUGUACGUGUAGAUCUUUUCAAUCUAGUUAUCCCUUUUGAUUUUCAGGUUCCAAGCCAUUUGUAUAUAGCAAAAUUAUAUGCAGUCUAUUAAGGUUUAGCCAUACCAUUUGGCUUGGUUUAGCAAAAUCAUUUUGUUUCUCCCAACAUCAAGUCAUUUUCUGUAUGCUUUUCCUGUCCUUCCCAUUGCAAAACCCCUUUGGCAGGGGAUGUUAUGAGACAACCAUCAGCUAGUGUAGGACCUCUAAAAAAGUGAACUUGUUUUACUUUUGGCAUUUAAAUAGUAUUGACAAUUGACUAUACUUAAUUUGUAGCUAUAUAAAAUCUCCAUUUAAUACUCCUGAUUAUUAUUUCUUCAAUAGUCUUGGAUAUAAAUUGGUACUAAAAUUUUAAGCUUAAUUGAUGUCAUACAGAAAAUUGUCUUGCGGAUGUUAAUUUAGCCAUUGGAUAUCAAUUGAAAGUAUUCCUCAUUAAUGUUGGCAAGCUUUUUUCAUUUUGAAUAAUUCUGGAUGUUGUGAAUGAUGUACUUAUUGGGCAACUAAGCUUCUGAAUAAUGGAAGAUGCUUUUGACUAUCAUGUUGGUUUCUUUGCAAUUUACUUGAUAUUUGCUGG